AUGGCUCGGAUAAAGCAGACGGCGAUUGAUCCAAAUUACAAGAGCGAAGAAGAAGCAUUAAACAUGUUGCAGAAGGAGAAAACCCCAAAGCGAUCCUCUGCUGUCAUCCGCAAGGCGCUUGCGGAGAAGGCUGCGGCUGAGGUCAAAGCCAAGGGAGGAGAGGUUGGAAAGUCGUUUGAGAAGCAACUCAAACGGGCUAGGGAGGAGACCCCUUCCGUUCUCAACAAAAUCAAAAAAUCCACCUCUGCAUCAACUCCUAGCGCCUCAGCCGGGCAUCAGCAGAUGCGGAUAGCAGGGCGACUCGAGAAGAUAGGCGGCAGCGUGUGCCUUGAUCUUGUCAACCCCUUAUCAGCAGCCGCGGGGUUUACCACGCCUGCAAGCGGUUCCUGCUUGGCUGGCUCUGAAGCAAUCAUUAUGACAAAGGCGUAUAGAAUCCAGCAGCUGGAGUCAGAUCUAGAGGCGGCAAAGCAGCGGGCGACUGAUGCUGAGACGGCCCAAAAGGAGGCGGAGGAGGCCCAGAAGAAGGCUGCUGAGAGUGCCAAAAAGGCUGAUGAGGCGCUCAAGAAGGCCCAGACGGACCUUGGCAAUCUUCAGGGUGUUUCUGAAGAGAACACCAAUCUGAAUACCAAGGUUCAAAAACUGGAGAAGGAGGCUGCUCAGGCUCAGAUAAACUUUGCAGCAACCCUGGAGGCGGAGAAAAAACCGUCUAGUUGCUGA
Chenopodium quinoa (quinoa) is the source of this 717-nucleotide messenger RNA. RefSeq lists its product as uncharacterized. NCBI's taxonomy places the organism in Eukaryota, Viridiplantae, Streptophyta, Magnoliopsida, Caryophyllales, Amaranthaceae. The transcript has 4 exons. Bases 1 to 717 code for a protein of 238 amino acids. The record is from RefSeq and is a predicted model, not a curated record.